CAACAUCUAAAGCAGAGGCCGGCAGGUUCCCACCACAGACCGACAGUCUAUAAAUAUAGCGCCCAAUGUGAGCAACAUCGUGCGCGGCGAUCUCUGGGGACGAAUUAUUGCCUUCAAAUUAAAGAGCGAAAGGUGCAAAGGUUGUUAACAGGAUGCCGCCAAAGCGACCGCCGCCGCUGGUGCCGAAGAAGCCAAAUCCCAGCAUGAAUUACGAAGUGUUAAUCUACUUAAACUCCUUUUACUUUGGCAUGUUCGCCUGCUGCGAGAUGGCGAUGGGUCUGCUGAAGGCCAUCAAUCUAAGCUAUACGGGGAAUACCCUGACCAUGGAUUCGGCGGUGAUGGUUUCAUUUAUUGUAUUGGAGUCAAUACGCCUGAUAAUGGGUCGCAAGAGUUCGUUGGCCGAUCGAGGUUGGUCAGCCAUAUUGUCGGUUUUUAUGACAGCUCCCUGCUUCCUCGGUGUCUCCUAUCUGCUGCUGCUACAAACCUACCGACUGCGCCUGGAGUACUGCCUCUGUACGCUGCAGAUAGCCCUCUAUUUCACCGAAGUGUGGUAUGCCAUUGUCUUCGUUUUCUCACUGUGUCGUCCAGUAACUUAUGAUUAGUAAGAAACAGAAACAAACAAACAAACAAACAGCAAAGCAAACCGAACAAAAACAUUUAUACAUUUAGUACUUACAAAACAAGCGAAAAGUUUAGCAAUAUACAACCAAAAAGAAUGAUAAUGAUUGAUAGAUUGAUGACGAUAAAGAUAAAGAUGAAGAGAAAUUGCAGUAGGCAGUCGAGACUUGCUCAUAUGCCCAAAACAAAAAAAAUACACAGAAACUUAGAUGAAAUGAAAAGUGGAAAAACAACCAAAGUAAACAAAAUAAAACUUGUGUAGUUUAUAUGAUAUAUAAUUAUACCUACUUAUGAUAAGAUUUAUGAUAGAGCGAGCAUACACACACACGGUUUUAUAUACAAGAAUUGUUAACAUUUAAGCAUCAAUUGGAACCAAAACGAGAGACAAACAAGAAAGCUUCAAAACAACUUUGAUGUAAAACUUGAAAAAUAAUUUUCACAAUUUUUAAGAUGACAAUUUUUUUGUAAGAAAAAAAAAACCAUAAAUUGUAUGUGUGGUAUAAAUAAUCUAAAAAAUAGUUGAAAUAAUAACUCGAAUCUUUACACCAAAUUCUAGUCACAAAAAUCAUGUAAAUUACGCUUGAAAUCCAUUCAAAAAAAAAAGAGGCGGCAAAAAGAAAUAGUUGAUUAAACAAUGAGAGGAAACCCCAAAGAAAACUUAGCAAAAAAACACCCCACAAGAAAAGUCUAGACGAUGUGUGUACUUUAAUGAAGAAAUACUUUAUAUAAAAACUAG
Molecule: messenger RNA, 1354 nt
Organism: Drosophila obscura
Lineage: Eukaryota; Metazoa; Arthropoda; Insecta; Diptera; Drosophilidae
Product: transmembrane protein 216
Exons: 2
Coding region: 153-602 (149 amino acids)
Biological process (GO): non-motile cilium assembly
Cellular component (GO): ciliary transition zone
Source: RefSeq, a predicted model, not a curated record